GUUAAAUCAUUCAUAAAAGCGGGUGGUUUAGAGAUAAGAUUACGUGAUCUUAUAUGCCGCAUGUCACUAUUUUUUUUUUCUUUUUCACUUGCAGAUCUUAAAAAGGUAUUAACAACGGAAUGCUGCAGCCCUUCAUGUCCUACUCACCACCAUUCAAACACUGGCUUCUUGUAGCCGCAUUGCUUUUGCUCUGUUGCAAUUUAAACAUAGUCGCUGCACAACAAGAGAAUUUUUAUAAUACACAACAACAGCAGCAGCAACAACAACAACAACAGCAGCAGCAACAACAACAACAGCAAGUAUACAAACAAAAUAAUCCUCAAAAUCCAUUCCCUGGCUCUCAAGCCUACAAUGAUGUGAAUCAACGCUUCAAUAAUGAUCCUUAUAAUCAGAAUUCCAAUACGAAUCAGAAUCUCAAUACGAAUUUUAACCAAAAUACAAAUUAUAAUACGAAUGAUCCCGAUGGCACACGCUAUCGCACCGAUAACUUCAAUGAUUUGCCAGUUGAUGAACGUCCGAAUGCGGGCUAUGGCGGUGAGGAAGAUUUAAGUUUCGGCCGCGGCAAAACUUCGUACAAUGUAAAAGCAACUUUCUUAGAAUCGUUCCAUACGCGUGAACCGACUUAUUUUAUUGUUGCAUCACGCAUGGUGCGACCUGGCCUCAUCUAUAAGGUUGCGGUAUCGAUAUUGCGUGCUCAGUACCCAGUAACGGUGCAUGCCAGUAUUUCGUGUGAUGGUGUGCAGAUCAGUGGUUAUUCCAAAGAUGUAAAAGUGGGCGUACCCGAAACGAUGUUGAUGCGCGUGCCGCCUACGAGCGUCAAUGGCGAGUACAAACUGCGAGUAGAGGGUUUUUACCAAGAUGUGUUCGGUGGUUUGGCCUUUCUGAAUGAAACACGCUUGGAUUUUUCGCAACGCUCGAUGAGUAUAUUCAUACAAACCGACAAACCUUUGUACAUACAGGGCGAAACUGUGCGUUUCCGUUCGAUACCGAUCACAACUGAGCUGAAGGGCUUCGAUAAUGCAGUUGACGUUUAUAUGCUGGAUCCGAAUAAACAUAUUUUGCGGCGUUGGCUAUCACGCCAAUCGAAUCUUGGUUCCGUCUCUUUGGAAUACAAACUCGCUGAUCAACCCACCUUUGGUGAGUGGACAAUUCGUGUAAUUGCACAAGGUCAAGUGGAAGAAGGGCACUUCAGUGUAGAAGAGUAUUAUCAGACUCGUUUUGAAGUAAAUGUCACAAUGCCAGCAUUCUUUUUCACCACCGACCGGUUUAUUCAUGGCCGCGUGAUGGCCAAUUUCACCAGUGGUCACCCAGUACGCGGCAAUCUGACGUUGAAAGCAACGAUAAGACCUAUCGGAUACUUCAGUAAUCAGGUGCUAAACGAAAAAUUCCGUUUGGGACGUUCACCCACCGAAGAAGCUGCACGUUAUUUGCAACAUCAGAAUGAACUGUACUACAAUCAAUACAGUCCAGUGCCUACAACAGAAGAUGUUAAUCGUAAUCAAGAUAUGCUUUAUCGCAAUCAGUACGUUGUUGAGCGGCAUUAUGAAUUUGAAGAGGAAUGGCCUUUCUGGGUGCGCAAACCCGAUGUGCCUGAUACGUACGAUUCUUGGACGGGUAGUUAUCGUAAGACAUUACCUUAUUUGCGCUACUUCAACGGUACAUUCCAUUUCAAAUGGCCAGUACGCGAACUGGAGGUUUUGGUGCCACAACUGGAGGGCAUGGAAGUAUUAAUCACCGCUACAGUUGGCGAAAAAUUCUACGACGAAGUGACUUCAGGCUAUGCAAUUGCGCGCGUCUACAAUUCCAGCAUUCGUGUGGCCUUCUUAGGCGAGUCGCCACAAGUCUUCAAGCCCUCCAUGCUGUUCACCGCUUACCUGGCCGUAGAGUAUCAUGAUGGUUCACCAAUUCAUAAAAAUCUACUACAGCAAGGUAUAAUGGAUGUCACCGGCUUUGUGGAAAGCAAGAGUGGAGGCCGACGAGAUUGGCCACCGACGCGACUGCAAAUGUCCGCCGCUAGUCCUGGUAUCUGGGCUGUGAAAGUGGAUCUACGUAAUGAUCUACAGCUAGAUGAUCGUGCCCAAUCGCUGGAUUUCUUAAAUGGCGUAGAACGUAUGCGUCUGCAAGCGAGUUUCAUUGAUCCACGCGGUGAACGCACUCAAACAGAACUUCUGAUGGUGUCACACUAUUCGCCACGCAAUCAACAUAUCAUGGUUUCCACGAGCACAGAUACGCCGGUCGUUGGCGAAUACAUCUUCUUCCACAUACGUACGAAUUUCUACCUGGAGGACUUCAACUAUUUGAUUAUGUCCAAGGGUGUAAUACUGGUAAACGAUCGGGAAACAAUAAUAGAGGGCAUACGCACUAUCGCAGUUGUACUGAGCGCAGAGAUGGCCCCAGUGGCUACGAUUGUCGUUUGGAAGAUAACACUCGCUGGCCAAAUAGUUGCGGAUUCGCUGACAUUCCCGGUGAAUGGCAUUUCGCGAAACAACUUCACGGUCUACAUUAAUAACCGUAAAGCACGCACGGGUGAAAAGGUUGAAGUACAGCGCGUUUACACCAUGCAGGCAGGCAAUGAGUUGACAUAUGCGAAAAUAGUUACUAAAAUGUCAACAUUCGAUGAGCAAACAAAUGGCACACACAAGCACGUCUGGCACACGCAUGAGGGCACACCCGAUGAGCUAGUAUACUUACCCGCCUCGUCGUUCGGCAUCGACGCGAAUCGCACCUUCGCAUACAGCGGGUUAAUUGUGUUCACGGAUGGCUAUGUACCGCGGCGUUACGACGCUUGUAAUCGCACACUCGGUUACGGCGAGUGCCUGUCCGGACGUUGCUAUCCGCUAAAUAAGAAAUGCGAUGGGCUGUUUGACUGUGAUGAUGGUACCGAUGAAAUUGGUUGUCGCAUACGCAAUGACACAGAACUAAUAGAUUAUCGCAAGUAUCAUUUUAAUCGCAUUUUGCGACACUACGAAAAUGUUUGGCUAUGGAAAGAUGUAAAUAUUGGACCGCAUGGACGUUAUAUAUUCAAUGUUGAGGUGCCAGAUCGCCCUGCCUACUGGAUGGUGAGCGCCUUCAGUGUUAGCCCCUCGAAAGGUUUCGGUAUGUUGACCAAAGCGAUUGAGUAUGUUGGCGUACAACCGUUUUUCAUUAACGUCGAGAUGCCCACGCAUUGUCGACAAGACGAACAGGUUGGCAUACGUGUGACUGUCUUCAAUUACAUGACCACGCCCAUAGAGGCAACGGUAGUGUUGCAUGGCAGCAAGGAUUAUAAGUUUGUGCAUGUCGAGGAAAAUGGUAUUGUACGUUCCUACAAUCCACGUACCUCUUUUGGCGAGCAUCAGUUCUUCAUCUACUUGGAUGCACAGGGUACUACGGUGGUUUAUGUGCCGGUGGUGCCACAAAAGUUGGGUGAUAUCGAUGUAACAUUGCAUGUGGCCACCUUGCUGGGUACCGAUACAAUUACACGGCGUCUGCAUGUUGAAUCGGAUGGAUUGCCGCAAUAUCGCCAUCAAUCCAUACUCUUGGAUCUUUCGAAUCGCGCUUACGUACUUGAAUAUAUGCAUGUGAAUAUUACACAAACACCAGAGAUACCAUACCAAGUGGAUCGUUAUUUUGUCUAUGGCUCGAAUCGAGCACGUAUCUCCGUUGUGGGCGAUGUGGUUGGACCGAUUUUCCCUUCGUUGCCAGUGAAUGCUACUUCACUGCUCUAUUUACCUAUGGAAUCGGCGGAACAGAAAGCAUUCUCAUUUGCUGCGAAUCUGUACACAAUCAUGUAUAUGCGUUUGAUCAAUCAACGUAAUAAGACAACGGAAAAGCAUGCCUUCUAUCACAUGAAUAUUGGCUAUCAACGCCAAUUGAGCUUCAUGCGCCCAGAUGGCUCAUUCUCACUCUUCCGGUCGGAUUGGAAUAACUCUGCCUCGUCCGUGUGGUUAACUGCGUAUUGCGUCCGUAUUUUCCAGGAAGCUUCCUUCUACGAAUGGGAAAAUUUUAUUUGGAUUGACCCAACUAUCAUCGAGAAGAAUAUGCGUUGGUUACUGCAACAUCAGACGCCUGAGGGUGGUUUCUACGAAGUCACUUGGCUGCCAGAUCGCAAGAUGAAUCGCACGAAUUUUGCCAAUAAUACUAGUUUACAAAAUCGCAACGUUACGCUCACCUCGCACGUACUUAUCUCAUUGGCCUCGGUUAAAGAUCUUUCCGGUUCGCUGGGCGCGCGUGUUGCGCUGGCACAACAACGCGCCAUAUCAUGGAUCGAACGCAAUAUGCAAUUCUUGGAAGAUACCGAAGAGCCAUAUGACGUAGCCAUCACUGCAUAUGCCCUCCUACUCUGCAAGUCACCAAUGGCUGAGCAUGUCUUUUCGAUAUUGCGGCGACAUGCACGCGUAAUCGGUGAUUUUAUGUAUUGGGGUAGCAAAGAGGUGCCACAACCGCCAAAGAAAUUAGAAAAUCAAAAAUGGUUCUCACUACCGCGGCUGCCAUACGAAUUUGAUGCUAUGAAUAUUGAGACAACUGCUUAUGCGUUGCUAGUUUACGUCUCUCGCCGUGAAUUUAUUGUCGAUCCAAUAGUACGUUGGUUGAAUGCGCAACGUCUGAACGAUGGCGGCUGGGCAUCUACACAAGAUACCAGUGCAGCAUUGCGUGCGCUUGUCGAGUAUACAGUACAUUCGCGUAUAAGUGAGGUUUCAUCUUUGACGGUGGAAGUAGAGGCGUCAUCGCGCGGCAAAAUACAAGCCUUACACAUCGAUGACACGAAUUUGGCGCAGCUGCAAAGUAUUGAGAUACCCGAAUCUUGGGGAACAGUUAAGGUGCAAGCCAAAGGUGCUGGUUAUGCGAUAUUGCAAAUGCAUGUGCAAUACAAUGUUGACAUAGCGAAAUUCCAGACGAAACCGCCUGUGCCAGCAUUCGGUCUGCAUACUAGAGCCAUCUUCCACGGCAGAAAUCAGUCGCACCUAUCAUACGUCGCAUGUCAAAAUUGGAUUAAUACACGCGAAUCGGAACGCUCCGGUAUGGCGGUGCUUGAUGUCGCUAUACCUACUGGCUAUUGGAUACAACAACAACGUCUCGAUCACUAUGUGUUUAGCAAUCGUGUGCGAAAUUUACGUCGGGCUAAAUACACUCACCAGAAAGUUAUCUUCUACUUUGACUAUCUCGAUCAAGAAGAUAUUUGUGUUAAUUUCACUAUCGAACGUUGGUUCCCAGCGGCGAAUAUGUCACGUUAUUUGCCCAUACGCGUCUACGACUACUAUGCGCCAGAGCGCUUCAACGAGUCCAUUUUCGAUGCGUUACCCACAUACCUGCUGAACAUUUGUGAAGUGUGCGGCAGUUCGCAGUGUCCAUACUGUUCCAUUUACAAUAUGGGUUGGCGAGCUACUAUGUCUGUCUCACUUCUAUUCUUUAGCGUAUUAAUAUAUCUAAUGCGCAGUCGAAUGCAUGUAGUGCUUAAUUGCCUGUAUUUGUUCACAUAAGCCACCCUAAGAUAGUUAAAAACCCAGAUUUGUGCCCUUCCUGUAUACUUUUCCUGGUCCCAAUAUUUGAGUUUGUGUUUAAUAUUAAGCUUAGAAUUGAAGUUUUUUACCCUCAACUAUUAUUUUUUUUCAUAUACAAAUCUUUAGUGUUCACAUACUGCACACCAUUUAAAAUACCUAUAGUAUAAGCUAGAAAAGACAAGUGGAUGUAAUACAGUGGAAUAGCAUGCUCAGCUGGUUCCUUAGUCGCUCGAAUAUUUAUAU
This is a messenger RNA of Rhagoletis pomonella (apple maggot), 5723 nucleotides long. Its product is annotated as CD109 antigen-like. Lineage: Eukaryota; Metazoa; Arthropoda; Insecta; Diptera; Tephritidae. The record is from RefSeq and is a predicted model, not a curated record. Gene Ontology annotation, cellular component: extracellular region. Gene Ontology annotation, molecular function: protein binding; endopeptidase inhibitor activity.